UCAGCCGGUCUAUCAUAAACCGUCAUUCUCGAUCUAUCGACUCGCGAGCUUCUUCCUUCUUCCUUCUUCCUUCUUCUGGUGCGAUCCAUCUCCUCCUUUUCUAUCUGCGCGCGGGUGUGAGUGAGACUUUUGGCGGGAAAAUGUCGGGGAAAGGAGCGAAAGGAUUGAUAAUGGGGAAACCUAGCGGUAGCGAGAAGGACAAGGACAAGAAGAAACAACCCAUCACCCGUUCUGCUCGAGCUGGUCUUCAGUUCCCUGUAGGUAGGGUGCAUAGGCUGUUGAAGACUAGGUCCACUGCUCAUGGAAGGGUUGGAGCAACUGCAGCUGUCUACACAGCAGCCAUAUUGGAGUAUCUGACCGCAGAAGUUUUGGAGCUGGCUGGGAACGCGAGCAAGGACCUGAAGGUGAAACGUAUCUCCCCCAGGCACUUGCAGCUUGCGAUUCGUGGAGAUGAAGAGCUAGAUACUCUCAUCAAAGGAACUAUAGCUGGUGGUGGUGUCAUCCCUCACAUCCACAAGUCUCUCAUCAACAAAUCCGCCAAGGAAUAGUUUCUUACCACUCUUUGUUUCUCUGUUUCUUAAGUUUUUCGAGAGAGAGUCUGUGUUUCAUAAAGAAGACGCUAGAGUGCUCUUUUGUAGGAGUCGUUUGUUAUUGUUCCAUCAGCGUACUGUGUUAGAGACGCUUGUUGAUUUAUCUAUCUUUAUGCAUAUGUAUUCGAUGAUUGUCUAAACCCCAUUUCUGACUUACCU
Brassica oleracea var. oleracea is the source of this 749-nucleotide messenger RNA. Its product is annotated as probable histone H2A variant 3. Lineage: Eukaryota; Viridiplantae; Streptophyta; Magnoliopsida; Brassicales; Brassicaceae. Gene Ontology annotation, molecular function: DNA binding; protein heterodimerization activity; structural constituent of chromatin. The coding region runs from base 141 to 548 and encodes 135 amino acids. Gene Ontology annotation, cellular component: nucleosome. The record is from RefSeq and is a predicted model, not a curated record. The transcript has 2 exons.